Molecule: messenger RNA, 5525 nt
Organism: Trifolium pratense (red clover)
Lineage: Eukaryota; Viridiplantae; Streptophyta; Magnoliopsida; Fabales; Fabaceae
Product: exocyst complex component EXO70B1-like
Exons: 1
Coding region: 385-2328 (647 amino acids)
Biological process (GO): exocytosis
Cellular component (GO): exocyst
Molecular function (GO): phosphatidylinositol-4,5-bisphosphate binding
Source: RefSeq, a predicted model, not a curated record
GAGUAGAUGUUACUGUAGUAACAAUCACCUCAAAAGUCCGGUCAAAAGCUAACGACAACAUUGGAAUUUUCAAGCUUCCUAGUUUACACCAAUAGAAACAUUUCGAAGACACACAAACAAACAAAGUUACCUGCAACGACUACUGUUAUCAAUCAAACAAACUGCUUUCCACGUUCACUCCACUUUAUCUUCUUCUCUUCUCAUCAUCAUCAACAUCCACGUAACUUCCUCAUUACUUUACCACCUCUACCCUCAACUUAUUUCCCAAAACCGCGUCUCACUAGGGGCAAAUUCGUCAUUACAUCUCCCCCUACUCCCUCUACUUCAUACCAUUUCUAGGUUAUCGUUUACUCUAAUGAUUCAUAAACUUAACAUUCACUAAAAAUGUCUGAAAACGGAGAAGAGAAAUUACUCGCUGUGGCACGCCACAUAGCAAAAACGCUAGGCCACAACAACAACAUGGCUGAUGAUAUUCUCCAAAUUUUCUCAAACUUCGAUGGAAGAUUCUCGAAGGAAAAUCUCUCCGAGAAAGUAGCGGUUCCAGAAACAGAUCCAAGAGCAUGCGCCGCACUGGAUCACUGUCUCAAAAACCUCGACCGUCGGAUCUCUCACUUUGUUUCCUCCGAUCACCCUAUCUGGGCGGAUUCCGCCGACGCCGGUGCUUUCCUUGACGCCGUUGACGACUUAAUCGCCUCCGUUGCUGAGUGGAACCACCUCACCGGUGAUAAAUCCAUCGCCACGUGUCUUGUUCGUGCUGAGGAUAUGCUUCAGCACGCUAUGUUUCGUCUUGAGGAUGAGUUCCGAUCUCUCAUGGAACGGGGCGGUGAGUCGUUUGACCUAACGCAACCGUAUCGGAACAGUGAUUCAGCUGGAAACUUGUCGAAUUUACCGUUUGAUUCGGAAGAAGAGGAGGAAGAAAUCGACGACGAAGGUAGAAAUGGAGAAGAUGAUCUGAUUCCGGUUGCUAUGCCGGUAACUGAUUACGACAUCGUGAUUGAUGCGUUACCGUCGGCGACGAUUAACGACCUUCACGAAAUCGCGAAGCGAAUGGUUGCUGGUGGAUUUGGUAAAGAGUGUUCUCACGUGUACAGCAGUUGUAGAAGAGAGUUUUUGGAGGAAAGUCUCUCGAGAUUAGGGUUACAGAAGCUUAGCAUCGAAGAUGUUCACAAGAUGCCAUGGAAUGAUAUUGAAGACGAGAUUGAAAGAUGGAUUAAAGCUUCCAACGUUGCUUUAAAGAUACUUUUCACCAGCGAACGACGACUCUGCGAUCGGGUUUUCUUCGGAUUCUCCUCCGCCGCAGAUUUCUCGUUUAUGGAGGUUUGCAGAGGUUCUACAGUUCAGUUGUUGAAUUUUGCUGACGCGGUUGCAAUUGGAAGCCGUUCGCCUGAACGGUUGUUUAAAAUUCUGGAUGUGUUUGAAACAUUGCGUGACCUAAUUCCUGAAUUUGAGGUGUUAUUUUGUGAUCAGUAUAGUGUAUCGUUAAGAAAUGAAGCAUUGACUAUAUGGAAGAGAUUGGGGGAAGCAAUUAGAGGGAUUUUCAUGGAGUUGGAGAAUUUGAUUCGCAGAGAUCCAGCUAAGGCAGCUGUUCCGGGUGGUGGACUUCACCCGAUUACUCGCUACGUGAUGAAUUAUCUCCGCGCUGCGUGUCGGUCAAGACAGACAUUGGAGCAAGUGUUUGAAGACUAUGGACAUCCAUUGAAAGAAUACCCUAAAAUUGAUGAUAGAAUGUCUUCAUCUUCCUCUUUGUCAGUGCAAAUGGAUUGGAUUAUGGAGCUAUUAGAGAGCAAUUUGGAAGCCAAAUCAAAAAUCUAUAAAGAUCCUGCAUUGUGCUAUGUUUUCUUGAUGAAUAACUGCAGGUACAUUGUUCAAAAGGCUGAAGAUAGUGAAUUAGGGUCACUUUUAGGUGAUGAUUGGAUCAAAAAACACACUGCGAAAAUUCGGCAGUACCAUGUGCAGUAUCAAAGAAGCUCAUGGAAUAAGGUGUUUGGGUUUCUGAAAGUUGAAUACAAUGGAUCAAUCCCACCUAAUGGGGUAGCCAAGUCUAUGAAAGAGAAGCUGAAAUCAUUCAACAUGGUGUUUGAUGAUUUAUGCAGGGUUCAAUCUUCAUGGUUUAUCUUUGAUGAACAACUUAGGGAAGAAAUAAGAAUUUCAAUUGAGAAACUUUUGUUACCAGCUUAUGAAAAUUUCAUGGCGAGGUUUCAUAAUAUUGCUGAAGUUGGUAAGCAUGCUGAGAAAUACAUUAAGUACGAAACAGAGGAGAUUGAAGCAAGACUCAAUGAUUUGUUUCAGGGAAGCAGUGGAUCAACUGGUAGCAGAAAGAGAAGCUAAAAACUGUAUGUUUUUGUGUGUAUGUAUUUAAUAUUGUGUAGUUGUAAACUUGUAAUACAAAGUUUUGAUUGUCACAAUUUUAGUUGUAAAAGAUGCAUGACCUUGUUGUAUACUAUAAAUAUGAUUUGUAUGUUUUUCUGCUUAACAUCGUUUUGAAGGGUUGAAAAAGAUUUUUUUGCUUGGUUACAAAUGAAAAAAGGUAAAAGAGAAAUAGUAAAUUAAAUAAUGUGUACUAUAUUUUAAGGAGUUGCAUAAUUAACACUAGUUGGCUGUUGCACCAAUGAGGUCAUGGCUUUGGACUCUUCAAUUGCAGUGAUUAGAAUUGUAUAAAAAAACUAAGGAAUUGACUUAAUCAACAAGAUUUAGUAUGUAUAGUAUGAUACUGUCUCUAGUCAUUUUUAUAAGAGAAAUGAGUCGACGAAAAUUGAUGUAUUAUGGCGUAGGUUAAAAUUACUUGGUUCAACUCCAUGCAUUUGUCAAGUAAUUCUUGGACUUGGAUCCAUUGUAGUUAUGUAACCAUCCAGUUACUGGCAGUAGAUUACAGACCUUGAUAGAGAUCAAAUGUUCUCAUUUCACUUCAGUAAAUUGGAUUUUAAAUCUAAACUAUACUUGAAGACCGACAAGUUCAAUUUAAAACAUAAAUAUUGUUUUCAUGAAUAUACUAAUUCAGGAGAUUAUAUCACCAAAAAAAAAAUAAUAAUAAUACAAUAUGAGUAGGACCAUCAUUUAUGCAACAGUUGACUGGAGAUGAGAUUUUCCUUGACUUGGUUUGGAACUUUCAUGGUAACUGAUUGGAAAUAUCUUAAAACCAUAAAAAAAUGGAAAAAAUCUUUGGAACUUUCCUGGAGAUGAUAAACAGCUUUGGUCCCUAAUUGCCUCAUAAUUUCUGCUGAAAUAGAGAGAGCUUCUCAUAACCAAAGUUAUUCUCAUUCUGUCUGUGAAAUCAAUUCAUACACACUUUAGACAACAUGAUGCAUAUUCUAAUCCAAAUUUGGAAAUGGUUGAUGCAGCCAAAGUUGUGGAGGUUUGUGGGUUUUGUUUCAUCCAUUGUUGGAUUGCUCUGUUAUGGUCUAAGCUCUUCCUUCAACUAUCUCUUUGGAGAUUGGAAUCUGUUGAAGAUUUUCCUUUACAGUGUUUUCAGCUUAAUCAUCAGCCUCAUCAUUUUAUUUGCAAAGACAUGGCAACACUCAACAAGUCUUCGAUUCAAAGCUCACGCAGCAUUUUUGGUAUUAACAAUCACUUCACUCUAUUCAUUUUUCUUUGAUAAAGUAAUGAAUGGAAAACCAGAUGCAUAUAGUCUACUUUCAUGUGCUGCUUUUGCUAUCAUGUUACUAAGUUUGUCACGGAAAACUCAAUGCGGAUUUGAAGUGGAUCUUCUUUACUUUUUUCUCGGAUGUCUAAUUGUGCAACUCAUGAAGAUUAAACUGCAGUUAUUCAUUGUUGGAGCAGCUUUCGGUUACUUAAUUAUUAUUUUACGUUCUUCUUUCUCUUCUAUAGAUGUUGUAAUAUAUAAUGAAGAUCUUACUAGUCCCCAAGAUGAAAAUCUGGUAAUUAUUGAAGUCAAUUCAGAUUCACUGCAACUAACCAGUACCGAUAUUGGUAGCAGUAUGGUGGAACAACUCAGUAACUAUGUGAAGGCACUUCGGCAAGAAAAUUCAAAUAUCAUCGAAAAGCUUGGAGAUGAUUCUGGAUUUAUUAUGUCUGACCCUGACUUCAUGAUCAAGGCCUUGCCAACUGAAACAAUCGACAACCUUCACAAAACAGCCAAGUUGAUGGUUAGUGCUGGAUUUGAGAAGGACUUCUCCGACGUGUAUAUCAGUUGCCGUAAGGAAUGUUUGGUAGAAAGCCUCACAAGGUUAGGGUUCAAGAAACUCAACAUCGAGGACAUUCAGAUGUUGUCAUGGAUGGAAAUUGAAGACGGUCUUGAAAGAUGGAUUAAAGCUUCCAAAUUGGCUUUGAAGAUAUUGUUUCCAACUGAGCGACGAUUAUGUGAUCGGGUUUUCUUUGGGUUCUCAUCCAUCGCUGAUUUAUCAUUUAUGAAUGUCUGUAUGGAAUUUACACUUCAGUUGCUGAAUUUUGCCGAUGCUAUUGCCAUUGGAAGCCAAUCACCUGAGCGGUUGUUUAAAGUCAUUGACAUGUUUGAAACAAUGCGUGACCUCAUUCCAGAGUUUGAGUGUCUGUUCCGUGAUCAAUACAGUUUGUCGCUGCAAAAUGAAGCAACCACAAUUUGGAAGAAAUUGGGGGAAGCAAUUAGAGGGAUUUUCAUGAAGUUGGACAAUUUGAUUCGCAGAGAUCGAGCUAAGGCAGCUGUUCCGGGUGGUGGACUUCACCCGAUUACUCGCUACGUGAUGAAUUAUCUCCGCGCUGCAUGUCGGUCAAGACAGACAUUGGAGCAAGUGUUUGAAGACUAUGGACAUCCAUUGAAAGAAUACCCUAAAAUUGAUGAUAGAAUGUCUUCAUCUUCCUCUUUGUCAGUGCAAAUGGAUUGGAUUAUGCAGCUAUUAGAGAGCAAUUUGGAAGCCAAAUCGAAAAUCUAUAAAGAUCCUGCAUUGUGCUAUGUUUUCUUGAUGAAUAACUGCAGGUACAUUGUUCAAAAGGCUGAAGAUAGUGAAUUAGGGUCACUUUUAGGUGAUGAUUGGAUCAAAAAACACACUGCGAAAAUUCGGCAGUACCAUGUGCAGUAUCAAAUAAGGUCAUGGAAUAAGGUGUUUGGGUUUCUGAAAGUUAAAUACAAUGGAUUAAUCCCACCUAAAGGGGUAGCCAAGUCUAUGAAAAAGAAGCUGAAAUCAUUCAACAUGGUGUUUGAUGAUUUAUGCAGGGUUCAAUCUUCAUGGUUUAUCUUUGAUAAACAACUUAGGGAAGAAAUAAGAAUUUCAAUUGAGAAACUUUUGUUACCAGCUUAUGAAAAUUUCAUGGCGAGGUUUCAUAAUAUUGCUGAAGUUGGUAAGCAUGCUGAGAAAUACAUUAAGUACGAAACAGAGGAGAUUGAAGCAAGACUCAAUGAUUUGUUUCAGGGAAGCAGUGGAUCAACUGGUAGCAGAAAGAGAAGCUAAAAACUGUAUGUUUUUGUGUGUAUGUAUUUAAUAUUGUGUAGUUGUAAACUUGUAAUACAAAGUUUUGAUUGUCACAAUUUUAGUUGUAAAAGAUGCAUGACCUUGUUGUAUACUAUAAAUAUCACUGUAUUUUUUUCUGCUUAA